UUUUCCUGGUAUAUUUCAUUCAUUUAUUUCGAAUUUUGAAGGAGCUGUAGUUUCCCGCGACGCAUUCAGCGCGUUCAAGCUGCGUUCACCAACACCAACAUGUUCUUGGAUGUUGUUAAACGCGGUGCUCGCAACACGACAAUGUGUGUACUGCUUCGCAGACGCUUUCUAAAUCCAGUUUCGCCUCCGGCUGCACGUUGCUUACCAGCUCUGUGUUUCGCUCAAUACAUUAAAAUAAUACAGAAGAAGCAGAAGCAGAAGCCCUCUGCGGCGGAGCCGGAGCCGUCGAGGCCGUCCUCUGCUCCUCUGUCCCCGGAGCAGCUGGACAGGAUCGCCCGCAACAAGAGAAUCGCGCUGGAGAGACUCGCUUCCGUACAGACCCCCCCCGGGUUCGGAGAGAGCUGGAGGAAGGCGCUGUCUGCUGAGUUUGGGAAGCCUUAUUUCAAACAGCUGAUGAACUUUGUGUCUGAGGAGAGGAAACGUCACGUUGUGUACCCACCCGAUGAACAUGUCUUUACCUGGACAAAGACGUGUGACAUCCGAGAUGUCAAAGUGGUGAUUCUUGGCCAGGAUCCUUACCAUGGUCCUAACCAGGCCCACGGGUUGUGUUUUAGUGUCAAAAGGCCAGUGCCUCCUCCACCCAGUUUGGAGAACAUGUACAAAGAGCUGGUCUCUGACAUUGAUGGCUUCCAGCACCCUGGACAUGGAGAUCUGACUGGAUGGGCCAAACAAGGUGUGCUGUUGCUCAAUGCUGUGCUGACCGUCCGAGCACACCAGGCCAACUCGCACAAAGACAAAGGCUGGGAGUCCUUCACUGACGCUGUGGUGCAGUGGCUCAGCAACAACAUGGAAGGCCUCGUCUUCAUGCUGUGGGGAGCGUACGCUCAGAAGAAAGGAGCUUCUAUCAACAGGAAACGCCACCAUGUGCUGCAAGCUGUGCAUCCAUCUCCCCUGUCCGCUCAUCGGGGUUUUUUUGGGUGCCAGCAUUUCUCAAAGGCCAACGAGCUGCUCAAGAAAUCUGGAAAGUCUCCCAUUGACUGGAAGGCACUUUAACUUGUUAUGUAUGUUUGCUUUUCUAAUAUGUGUUGAUUAACUACUCACCAAAACCAUAAGCUUUCUAACUUCCUGUUUCAGCAAUAGUAUGUUAUGUUCAUCUUUUUUAAGUUGAAGAGUUUUUGUUUUAUACACUGCCUUUUCCUUGUUCUUUUUUUUUUUUAAGUCUUUUUGUUCAGACUUGCUGUUGGGAUGUAUUUUUGUAUGAUCUGCUGUUGGCAGUUCCAUUGUUGUAAAUAUGUUUGUUUCCUUCUCUGUAUUUACUGAAAUUUGGGGUCAAUUAAAGUGGUUCCAAAAAGCG
This is a messenger RNA of Mugil cephalus (flathead mullet), 1354 nucleotides long. It is a transcript of the gene unga, whose product is annotated as uracil DNA glycosylase a. The record is from RefSeq and is a predicted model, not a curated record. The transcript is spliced from 6 exons. Gene Ontology annotation, molecular function: uracil DNA N-glycosylase activity. Gene Ontology annotation, cellular component: nucleus; mitochondrion. Lineage: Eukaryota; Metazoa; Chordata; Actinopteri; Mugiliformes; Mugilidae. Gene Ontology annotation, biological process: base-excision repair, AP site formation via deaminated base removal; base-excision repair. The coding region runs from base 100 to 1053 and encodes 317 amino acids.